AAGACAUGCCACCAAUGUAUCAGCAGUCGACCCGCAACUCUCGAGGUGCAACAUGGCAUCGAAAAGGCUACCGCAAUCAUGGCUGUAUGUGGCUGAACGUGAAAAGAGCCUUUCAUAUUGCUCCUUAUGUUCGUGGCGCCGAUUUUAACGAGAACGAGACGAUGGAAGAGCUCAUUAAUGACCUCCUCCGGGAGGUUCAAACAGAAGAGGGCUCACAGCUGCCCGAAGGAGGCUACUGGGACUUCCAGGCCUUCCACGGAAUGUCUCUCUUGAGCGGACAGUUCGAGUCCCAAGCGCGUAUUUCGGUAUACUUCGACGGCGGAGAGACAAUCCAUGCUAAGGCUUUCGAUGCGGACGGAAGCCAGAUCGUGUGGGACAUGGCAGUGGCUGGGUGGCAAUACCGCUAGUUUCGACGAGUCUGCCUAGAAAACGCGUCCUCAAGCGCGUCCUGCAUUUUUUUUUCUUGUUCACGAUAUGCUUCAUCUAUCCUCACGCCGAUACGACUUAGAC
This is a messenger RNA of Stereum hirsutum FP-91666 SS1, 510 nucleotides long. RefSeq lists its product as uncharacterized. The record is from RefSeq and is a predicted model, not a curated record. The coding region runs from base 6 to 407 and encodes 133 amino acids. Lineage: Eukaryota; Fungi; Basidiomycota; Agaricomycetes; Russulales; Stereaceae. The transcript has 3 exons.